AUGGCUCAUUGUGAGCGGGCAUCGAAGCCACUGCUUCAAUGCCUCCAGAGGACCUGCACCAAAGGCCUUCCCGGCCUCCAGGUGCAGUCCACCCGGGCCUUCCAAACAACCGCUCUUUUGCGCGAGGAGGCCCAGACCGAGGCCAAGAGCCAGCCAUUCUACAAAUCCCCUGAUCCGGCACUGGUGACGAGUCCCAGGCUGGAGCGACGCCUGUUACGACAAGGAAUCGCUCCUGUGGGUUCCCGUCGACGUCGCGCGGCCCUGCAAAACUCCGCCAACAUUCCCUUCGAGCAAUUGCCCUACCAGUGUUUCCAAGAGGCACGGAAGGUCCUCCUGGCGGACCGCGAGGAGAAACUGAAGCAGAUCGCUGCGAUGAGUGAGAAGAUUGCAAAGUUGGAGGCGGUCCCGACCGAGCAGGCCGGAGGGGAACAAGUUAAGAAGUCGAAGCUGCGGGCAAUGGAGCUUCAUUUGGAUCAUCUGAAAAUCCUGGCAGACGCCAACGAUCCGUUGGUGAAGAAGAAGUUUGAAGACGGGCAGGGUGACAUGAGCAAGCCUAUCUACCGCUACUUGGCCGAUCGGAAGUGGAGGGAAUACCGCCGCAAGAUCCUCGUCCAAAGAAUUACCCAGAUGAAAGUCAUUCCCGACGUCCUACCUCACUGCGAUCCGAUCGUCGACACCAAGCUCUACUUCGGUCGCAACAUGGUGCAGCCGGGAGAAUUCGUCAACUCCCAAGAGAGCACGUCAGCUCCCAAACUGGACGUGCAACUCUUCGACCGGGGUGAGAAGCUCGUGACUAUCGCGGUCGUCGACCCCGAUGUACCCAACGUCGAAAAGGACGGAUUCGACUACAAGACGCAUUACCUGGCCGUCAACAUCCCGAUCUCAGCCACGUCCACCAAGGUCGACCUCUCCAAGCUGUCGACCGAGUCGCAAGUGGUUCUUCCCUGGCUGCCCCCGGUUGCGCAGAAGGGAAGCCCCUAUCACCGGCUGUCCCUGUUUGUGAUGGAGCAGAAGGACUCGCAGCCGCUGGACUUUGCCGCCGUGAAGGCCAAGGAGACCGACCGCGAUAACACGCUCCUCCGCACGCUCCAGGCGCGGUAUCACCUGAAGCCGAUUGGUGCGCACCUGUUCCGCACCCAGUGGGAUGAGACGAUGGAGGCGGUGAUGAAGCAGCUCGGAUACCCCGAAGCGGACAUGGAGCUGCGUCGGAAGCGCGUCGAGCCUCUCCCUUACAAGCGCAGAAACCCCUCCACGUUCCGGUGA
Molecule: messenger RNA, 1263 nt
Organism: Aspergillus terreus NIH2624
Lineage: Eukaryota; Fungi; Ascomycota; Eurotiomycetes; Eurotiales; Aspergillaceae
Product: mitochondrial 54S ribosomal protein mL38
Exons: 2
Coding region: 1-1263 (420 amino acids)
Source: RefSeq, a predicted model, not a curated record